Messenger RNA from Syngnathoides biaculeatus (alligator pipefish), 4833 nucleotides. Its product is annotated as RNA binding protein fox-1 homolog 2-like. Gene Ontology annotation, biological process: regulation of alternative mRNA splicing, via spliceosome; nervous system development. Gene Ontology annotation, molecular function: mRNA binding. The record is from RefSeq and is a predicted model, not a curated record. Lineage: Eukaryota; Metazoa; Chordata; Actinopteri; Syngnathiformes; Syngnathidae. Gene Ontology annotation, cellular component: nucleus; cytoplasm. The transcript is spliced from 13 exons. Bases 1010 to 2374 code for a protein of 454 amino acids.
GGGUGGCAGCCACGCAAUAAAAAUAGCAAAAGAGCACAAGGCAGGCAAAGGUUCCGCGCCGCAUUACUCAACACUGGGCCUCGGUUGUGUAAGAACUUGGAAAUUGUGGUUUCAAGAGCGGGAGCCCACUGGACGUGAAUAAAAUCCAUUCCCAAAAAGGAAAAUCACGAGCUCUUGAAAAAUGUCAAUGUAAAAAGAAGCAAAAGGGAAAGAGGGCUUCCAACAAUGAGCGCGCGUGUGUGUCUCGGGCCCACUGGGCUCGACCCCCUCCGCCCCUCGCGCAAACGUUCCGAGGCACUGCGGCACGUUGCGCACACUUGCGGGCGGAGGAAGACGACGGGAGGAGGGCAAAGACUCGCCGGGAGAAGCGGAGCUCGCUUUCCUGUUUUUCCCCGAGAACGAACCGAGAGACAGCGCUCGCCGACUUGACGGAGGCAGGAGCAACGCAAGCGCCGUCGCGUGGUCGUCGGCCGUCCUUCCUUUUCUUCCGUGCGGGGGCCCCUCGCGGGCGGCUAUGGGGGCGACGGAGCGCUGCUGAGCGGGCUCCACUCGCCUCUCGUGCUUCACGUCUUACGCGGAAACGGAGGACGUGUUGACGGGCUUUUUGUUUUAGGAUGUUGGCUCUCGGAAAGGAGCCUCCCUCGCUGUAACAACCAAGGAAACAAAAGAAAACAAAGAGAGGCAAAUUCCUUAUGGACAUUUUGGCAGCCAUUUGUUGUUGCCGCCACUGCUGUUUUCCUUUUUCUUUUUUUUUUUUUUGGGGGGGGGGAGGGCGGGUUGUGAUCCGAAAUACGCCAGGCCUGUUUGAAAGGCUGCCCCGCCGUGAAUCGUAGGCGCAAUAUUCCCACAUUUAAUCACCUAAACUCGUGUUUUUCGUCGCGUUUGACUCAUUCAAAGGCCUCGGCUUCCUUUUCCCAGAGUGUGCAAACAAUCGAGGGCCCCUUGUGAAAAGCCCAAGAAGGAGAACGUACAAGCAUUUUUCUUUUUCUUUCCUUUCUCCCCCCGUCCAAUGUUAAUGUCGACCGACGUUGCAUCUAUCAUGCUGCCCGUGUCCCGCGGCCUGAUGGAGCGGGAUCGAGAACUCGACGCCCUGGCCGGGGUGCAUCCCAACGCCGGCGGCGCCCCGGCUGCUGUCCGGGGAAUGAAGCGAGGAGACCCGGAGCCCGAUGGACACACGGCGGCCUCGCUGCUCGACUCGACCGGGGCUGAGUGCAAGCGGCCUCGAAUGGACGGCUCCGGCGAGGCUGGACAGAAUAAUGACCCGCUGACCCUUGGUUACCAUGGAUACCCAUCUCACAGUCAGGGUUCCCAGGAUAGUACUUCCGGUCAGGAGGGACUCGUACCGCCGGCGUUCGCGGCCUUCCCUCCUCCUCCUCCGCCGCCCCCCCAGAACGGCCUUGCCCUGGAUUACGGCGGCAGCCUGUACGCGGCGGGCGGGGUGCAGGGCCCCGUGGAAGCCGGCGGAGCCGUCAACAAUGUCGUCAACGUUGUCAACAGCCUCGGUGGCCAAUCGGACGUCUCCUCUCAGAUUGACGGCCAGUCAGGCUCAGGAGGAGGAGGCGGCGGCGGCGGCGGCGGCGGUGGGGGGAGCAUCGAUGAUUCAGACGCCAAAGGGACGCCCAAACGCCUCCACGUGUCCAACAUUCCCUUCCGCUUCCGAGAUCCUGACCUGCGGCAGAUGUUUGGGCAAUAUGGCAAAAUCCUCGACGUGGAGAUCAUUUUCAACGAGCGAGGAUCCAAGGGCUUCGGUUUCGUCACAUUCGAGACGAGCGCAGAUGCCGAGCGAGCCCGAGAGAAGCUUCACGGCACCCUGGUGGAAGGACGUAAAAUUGAGGUCAACAACGCCACCGCCAGGGUGAUGACCAACAAGAAGAUGGUGACCCCGUACUCCAAUGGAGAGGGUCUUGCGGCUCUACCAUACGCUGGCUGGAAGUUAAGUCCCGUGAUGGGAGCCAUGUACAGCCCCGAGCUCUACACGGUGCCAGGGUUCCCGUACCCGGCCGCGGCGGCCGCCGCCGCCUCCACGGCCGCGGCGACCUUCCGCGGCGCUCACCUGCGGGGUCGCGCGCGGCCCGUCUACAGCGCGGUCAGGGCGGCCGUGCCGCAGGCCGCCAUCCCCGCCUACCCUGGCGUGAUGGCCUAUCAGGAUGGGUUUUACGGUGCGGCCGAUCUUUAUGGAGGCUACGCCGCGUACCGUUACGCCCAGCCGACCGCCGUAGCGACACCCGCCGCCGCCGCAGCGGCGUACAGCGACAGCUACGGCCGCGUUUACACAGCCGACCCGUACCACGCUGCACUCGCCCCGGCCGCCUACGGUGUUGGAGCCAUGGCCACGCUGUACAGGGGGGGCUACAGUAGAUUCACCCCUUAUUAAGGACACUACAUUUCCCAGGAGCCCUUGCAGCGACUGCGUCCGAAAGGGCUCCAUCUGUUGUUGUGAAAGUGGACUGCACCCAGCACGGAGUCAACCACACCCACUUCCCAUCCCAAAGACGUCCCAUCUUUCCCGACCCGCGCGGAAAUAGAGGAAUGCCGUACGGAAGACUGAUGGACGGCCUUUAUAUUCAAACGAAAAAAAAAACCCGUCCCUUUCCCUUACUGCACGGCUGUAUUAUAACCCAACCCCCACCCUUCACGCUCUGCACCACGAGCGUUGCGACGCAGCCCGGAAGUUCUUCCAGAGGCCGUUUCCGUUUCCCUUUCGCUCUGCGGCAGGACGCCUGGGAAAAAAAAAAAGUGAGAGAGAGAGAGAGAGCUCAGGGCUGCGAGGCGGAACAUGGCAGCUCGCAAGGGCGGGAGGGGCAGGCUAGCUUGUUAGCGAGCGCUCACUAGACAAAAACCAUCAACCUUUAAAUUGUGAUAUGCAAAUCAAUUAGUUUAGAGCAACGGUUAGCAAAUUCCUCAUCACUGGAAUUAUUCUCCCUGUUUUUAAAUAUUUCUUGUUGGAUUCUUUUUCUCGCCGUCGGCUACGCUUCUCUAGCUAGGUUGCGGCCCGGCGUGUUCUGACCCAGAACCGCACGGUUAACGGCCUCUUUCCUCAAGAAGCGGCCACGACGUUGCUUACUGACUUAGCUGUAAGACUAUUUUUAUUUGUACAACAGGAGCAUUUUAAGUGAAACACAUUUUAUCUGCAAACAGCUAGUUCAAGCAACGGUAUGUAUGAUAAAUGAAUAUAUAUAUAUAAUAGCAAAUAUAAUCCCUGACUGAAGCUUCCACCCGAGAUGCUUUCUUCUCCUUUUUUCUGGACAUCCGGCGCAAUAUGUCCCAAAAACCGGCAACGUCAGCUGUACAGAUGCCGCAUCCGCUCGCCCGGACGUCUGUUGUGGAAAAAGGAUGUCGCCGGCGGCGACUUUUAUAGUUCGGGUGGCGAUUUGGCGCCACCUGAGGCCAUGGAGGCGGCGUGCCAAUCCGUUUUUCGUCUUGAGAUUGACAAAAACAUUGAAAAGCAAAAUGUAGUUUUUGUACGACAUCCUCCAAAAUCCUCAAUGGAAUUUGUGGAGGCCUUCAGAGGUGACAAUAAUCAUAUCUGUACUUUCGGCGAUAUUGCAGUUUUGCAAGUGGCGCCGCACGCAACACGCGCAACACUACUACGCUGACGGCGCUCGUUAGAGGAGGUUAUUAUUUUUUUUGUAUUAUUAUUUUUGUUUUGUUUGCGUUUUGAAUCUUCUAGUUCAAGUAUUGGCCGUUUAGAACUUUUUCCACACAUGCGCCAUAAUUAAAGAGCAACUCCAACACUGAUUAAGUCUUCCUGGAAAACAAAAUAUAGAAAGUCAUUGUGAGAGAUUGUUGACUUAUUAAAAAAAAAAAAAGGAGUAUUUAAAUGCAAAACACCUUACUAUUGUGCAUAUUUCUAUACUAUUGUAUUCUAUAUUUCCAAAUGUGGCUUUUUUGGCUUUUUUUUUUGGUUGUUUUUUUGUUCCAAAGAUUUGUAGAAAGCACAUUUUUCGGAAUAUAUGUAUAAAUACAGUAUAUUACCUUUGUCAUAAUCCUUGAUGAUCCUAUUGCUGUUCUUAUUUUACUUUUUCUUUUUAUAUCAGCAAGUGUCGUUCCUUAAAAAAGUUAAAAAGGUGCAAGUUCAAUCUCAAUCAAGCUUUUUUUUUUUAAUUUUUUUUAAUUAUGAUUAUUCGGAGUGAAUUUCUUGGAAAAAAAAAAAAAUUCAUACCAAGAGGAGAAACUAAAGGUAUGCAUGUAACACUAGCGGACUGUUGUUGUUUUUGUCCAUGGGCUUAUUUAGCAUGACAUUUUUGGAUACACCCCCAAUAUAGCGAAUGUUGUUUUUCCUGCCGUCCAAACUUUCAGGCGACUUGAAUGGACGGGCCCGUCGCACUAUUAUGAUUUGAUACAUUUCAAGUGAGAAUAUCCGCUGUACGCGUCAGGUUGUUUUCAAUUGUGUGUGAAACGUGGCAGUUUUUUUUUUCUUUCGAUUUUUUAUGUGCUGCUCAUUAAAAAAAAAAAAAAAGUCAUUUAUUUAUCAAAUAGCAUCAUUCAACUGUAGAAUGUGUCCUGGGAUAAAUACAAAAAAAGUGUUAGCUAAAGAUGCUAACGAGAGUCCUCAGCACGUUAGCAAAAUGCUCGAAAUCAGCAUGAAUCUAACAUACACAUAAAAAAAAAGCAUGAAUCUCGUCUUUCGUAUUCGACAUGAGACUUUUGCAUCUUCCCUGACUGCCGAAAUCGAGAGUACUCGAUGAAAAAGAAUUUGCCAACUCGACUCAGUCUCGAUUCUCCUGUUUAAAAAGUGGCUCCUUUUCUUCUUCAUGGUUGCUUCAAGUUUUCAACCCCCCAGCCCACCAUGCCCCCUUUUGACUGCCAUUGUUUUUGUUUUUUUUGUAUUUG